This is a messenger RNA of Fomitiporia mediterranea MF3/22, 786 nucleotides long. RefSeq lists its product as uncharacterized. The transcript has 10 exons. The record is from RefSeq and is a predicted model, not a curated record. The coding region runs from base 1 to 786 and encodes 261 amino acids. NCBI's taxonomy places the organism in Eukaryota, Fungi, Basidiomycota, Agaricomycetes, Hymenochaetales, Hymenochaetaceae.
AUGUCCUUGACCCUGCCUUCUCUCUCUGCCGUCGUCGAUGUUUUUGCACAGAGAUGUAGCGGCGUCGCCGCCAUCUCCCUUGUGGUCUAUGAUAUCAUGAUAACAAUGGAUAAAGAGAUCCAGCAUUUCUGGGGAAGAUCAUUCUCUAUCGUCCAGGUGAUCUACUUCCUAAAUCGGUACUAUGGUCUGCUGGUCGUCGCAAUCUACCUUUAUGGCGACAUGAUCCAGGUGUUUUCCGAUGAUCAGUACGUUAUCUUAUUUGAUCGACAGCCUAAGCGGGCGACAAUCCUUCUUGGCUCGCUAUACUUUGCGCAGUGUAUGGUAAUGGUGGGCGUGUUGAUUGCAUACGACCGAGAAUUCAACGAUUUCGCCUGGCAAGCCUUACAUGCGUGUGGCACAAUUGCUCCAACCUGGUUUUCCCUUUUCUGGAUACCCACGCUUAUCUUUGAGUUCAUUCUGCUAUGCAUGACUUUAUAUAAGGGGAUGUUGUACAAAAAAACCUGCUGCUUGGAUGUAGAUAGCAGCAGGCAAUUUCGAUUGCACCGCAUUCUCGUACGGGGUCAAGUUAUAUACUUCACAUGUAUUCUGCUCUCCGGCAGUAUGAAUAUUAUACUCUGGAAGCAGCUACCCGGAGGAACGCCCAAUAACGAAGCGGUUACGCUGUCUGCCGCCGUUCCAUGUGUUCUUGGUAGUCGUAUACUCCUAUCACUACGUGACGUGGCUUCUCAGCAAGAGGGAAUGGAGACCUCUGAGGAGAGCACGGACAUGAGCGAAUUAGUUUUCUAG